This is a messenger RNA of Phragmites australis (common reed), 2495 nucleotides long. RefSeq names its product 70 kDa peptidyl-prolyl isomerase-like. The coding region runs from base 209 to 2194 and encodes 661 amino acids. Gene Ontology annotation, molecular function: protein binding; peptidyl-prolyl cis-trans isomerase activity. Gene Ontology annotation, biological process: protein peptidyl-prolyl isomerization. NCBI's taxonomy places the organism in Eukaryota, Viridiplantae, Streptophyta, Magnoliopsida, Poales, Poaceae. The record is from RefSeq and is a predicted model, not a curated record. The transcript has 12 exons. Gene Ontology annotation, cellular component: cytoplasm.
CCACCUGUCAUUCUAUUCCGCAAGCUCUCGCCAGCCCCUCGCUCAAGAACUCUCUAGAACACCCACGCUCCAAAACACAUCCGUCUCGGGAGUCGCUCGCCGGGGCUCACUCUACAGUACAAAAGGCCGCCGGCGCAUCCUUCUAGGGAGUCCCGAGGCUCACGCGGUCAACGAACCCUUCCAAUAACUCACUCUCGGCUCCGUGGUGAUGGACAUGGACGGCUUCGGCCUCCCGGGGGCAGGCGGGUAUGGCCCGAUGGGGAUGGGGGACUUCGGCGGCCUUGGCGGCCUCGGCGGCGAGGACGACGACGAGGCCAUGAGGGACCUCUACGCCGGCGCGGGCGCCGGGGCAGGAGAGGGGGGCGAGGAGGAGGGGGACUACCCGCCCGCGGAGAUGAAGGUGGGGGAGGAGAGGGAGAUCGGGAAGGAGGGACUGAAGAAGAGGCUGGUGAAGGAAGGCGAGGGGUGGGGCCGCCCCGGCGCCGGCGACGAGGUUGAAGUGCACUACACGGGGACGCUGAUGGACGGCACCAAGUUCGACUCCAGCCGGGAUCUCGACUCUCGGUUCAAGUUCACCCUGGGCCAAGGCCAAGUUAUAAAGGGGUGGGACUUGGGCAUCAAGACCAUGAAGAAAGGUGAAAAUGCUAUUUUCACUAUCCCACCAGAACUUGCAUAUGGUGAAGAUGGCUCCCCUCCAGUCAUCCCUCCAAAUGCCACACUGCAGUUUGAUGUUGAGCUUCUGUCAUGGGCGAGUGUCAAGGACAUUUGCAAGGAUGGUGGCAUCUUCAAGAAAAUACUAGCUGAAGGAGAGAAAUGGGAUAACCCUAGAGACCGUGAUGAAGUUUUUGUUAAGUAUGAGGCAAGGCUUGAGGAUGGGACUGUUAUAUCAAAAUCUGAUGGUGUUGAGUUCACUGUGAAAGAUGGGCAUUUCUGCCCUGCCAUAUCCAAGGCUGUCAAGACUAUGAAGAAGAACGAGAAGGUCCUCCUCACUGUCAAGCCACAAUAUGGCUUUGGUGAGGAAGGCAGGCCAGCCUCUGGAGAUGAAGCUGCAGUGCCUCCUAAUACUACGUUGCACAUUGAUCUUCAAGUGGUGUCCUGGAAGACAGUCACUGAGAUAGGCAAUGACAAAAAGAUCAUUAAGAAGAUCCUCCAGGAGGGUGAAGGCUAUGAUCGUCCAAAUGAAUGUGCAAUUGUCAGAGUGAAACUCACCGGGAAGUUGGAGGAUGGUACCUUGUUUGUCAAGAAAGGCCAUGAUGGUGAGGAUCCAUUUGAGUUCAAGACUGAUGAGGAUCAAGUAAUUGAAGGUUUUGACAAAGCAGUAUCUAGCAUGAAAAAGGGAGAAGUGGCCUUGGUGACUAUUCCUCCCGAGCAUGCAUUCGGAGCUAAUGAAACAAAGCAAGAUCUGGCUGUAGUUCCUCCUAAUUCAUCCGUUUGUUAUGAAGUGGAGCUUGUGUCCUUUGAUAAGGAGAAAGAUUCAUGGGACUUGAAGGACAAUGCUGAGAAGAUUGAAGUGGCUGCUAAGAAGAAAGAUGAAGGGAAUGUGUGGUUUAAGAUGGGCAAGUAUGCCAGGGCUUCUAAGAGAUAUGGGAAGGCUUUGAACCUCAUCGAGUACGACAACUCCUUCAGUGAAGAAGAGAAGCAGCUGUCCAAAGCACUCAAAAUAAGCUGCAAGCUCAACAAUGCUGCAUGUAAACUAAAACUUCAAGACUACAAGGAAGCUAAGGAACUGUGUACCGAGGUCCUGGAGCUUGACAGCACAAAUGUGAAGGCCUUGUACAGAAGGGCACAGGCACACAUGCAUCUUGUUGAUCUUGAUUUGGCGGAGGUGGAUAUCAAAAAGGCACUAGAAAUAGAUCCAGACAACAGGGAUGUGAAGAUGGGGUACAUGAGGCUGAAGGAGAAGGUCAAGGAGUACAACAGAAGGGAUGCCAAACUGUACAGCAACAUGAUUUCCAAGCUGAGCAAGCUGGAGCACCCGGAAGCCGAUGACCUCGGAAGCCGGGGACCAAGCAAGAAGCAUGGCCUUUGGCCAUUCGCAGCGCUGCUUAGGAGGCUGUUCACCACCGACGGCAGCAAGGGGUCCACGCUGUGGCUUGUGCUGAGGCUAUUGGUUCCGGCGAUGCUAGUGAUUGCAGUCUGUGUGGGUUACUAUAUGCAGAGCAGUGUUCAAGAAAUAGACUGCAUUAAAUGUUAACUGUGGAAGAUAUCUGUGCUUGCCUUCUCUGCUGUUCAUGUUCAAUUGUUAUCAAGAAGUUGAUGAUCGUAAAUACGGAGUAAUAUUUGUUAAGGUGGAACGGUCAAAUUGUUCUGGUGAACUUUGACUUGUGUAAUAGACAUACUUCAGCAAUGUUGCAAGUCAAAUAAUAGGAAUAUAUUAAGUCACACAAAAAGGUGUCGUUAGAUUUGAAUGUACGCCCUGCAAUCACGAUCUUGUGGUUUGUCAACCAUAUAUUCUUAAUGAGAUUUAUAGCCAAAAUUUAAUUUGGGAGACCGUA